Lolium rigidum is the source of this 1570-nucleotide messenger RNA. Its product is annotated as N-acylphosphatidylethanolamine synthase-like. Gene Ontology annotation, biological process: phospholipid metabolic process. NCBI's taxonomy places the organism in Eukaryota, Viridiplantae, Streptophyta, Magnoliopsida, Poales, Poaceae. The transcript is spliced from 4 exons. The record is from RefSeq and is a predicted model, not a curated record. The coding region runs from base 422 to 1180 and encodes 252 amino acids.
CCGUUGCCAAUCUGUGCAAAUUGCUUGGGUCGGUAACCUGCAAACAGAGUCCUUCUUCGAUGUCAUUUACUUUUAGGAUUGAUGCUAUGCAUUCAGACAUUCAGUCGUGUCUGUUCAUUGGAGUUUAUUGGUCAACAUCAUGCAGUGGAUUUCUACGAACCAUUAUUAGAACUCAGGUACUCUGCAGUUAUAAUUCAGAGUUUUGGACAAACCUCAUCGGUCAGCAGGCGUCCACAUAUAGAGAUUUAAUUGAAGUGUUGAAAUUUUAGUUACAUUUUGCGAAGGUGCGUAUUGCUCUCUUUUUUAGAUGCCACAUGACUUAUCGAAAUUGCAAUAUGCUAGAAGUUGUUUAUGCAAUUAACUAAACGAUCUAACUUAUCUUGAUGUGUUGUCUUAGCAUUUGGUGUGUUGUACCCGUGCCAUGGAUAGGUGCCAGCUGUUACAGAUUAGUGCGGCAUAUAUUGUUUUCUGCAUACGGUUCUUGUGUGUCCGGAGUUUUGGUAACCUCGAGGCUAUCCUGUACUUGUACUUUUUGUACAGGAUAGAUGACCCGUUUAUGUGGGGAUUCAAGGGUUUCCCUAUUACAGAUGCGAAGCUUGCAAGAUGGGUGUUGACAGCUGAGGAUAUCUGCUUCAGAAAUGCGUUCAUGUCUUACAUGUUUAGAGUCGGAAAAUGUGUGCCGAUCACAAGAGGGGCUGGAAUUUAUCAAGAGCAUAUGAAUGAAGCCCUUGAAGUACUUAGCACUGGCAGCUGGUUGCAUUCAUUCCCUGAAGGAAAAGUAGCCCAAGAUCACCAGCCAAUCAGACGACUAAAGUGGGGAACUGCCAGUCUUAUUGUCCGAGCACCUGUAACCCCAAUAGUUUUGCCUAUUAUUCACACUGGUUUUGAAAAGGUCAUGCCAGAGAAAUCAUUCUUUGGGCGCCGUCCACCAUUGCCCCUCUGCGGCAAGGAGAUACAAAUUAUUGUGGGAGAACCAGUAGAAUUUGAUCUGCCGAGCUUAAAGCAGGAAGCAGCAACGAUACCCCAAGACACAUCGUUUGAAAGGAAGGGCUGGCCGACCAUCACGCCCGAGGGGCUAGACGAGGCAGCGCAGAGAUGGCUUUACCAGAAGAUGUCGGACAAGAUUCGGUCUGUGAUGGAGGGGUUGAGGAAAACGCUUCUGAACCAGAAGCAACAUUGAUCAUUUUGUUCUUCCACAAUGGGCCAGGGACCGAGGGCCUCCAUUUUUUCUCCAGUACCUUGUUGUGUUGGUUCGGAAUCAGAUAUAGCUCCACUAGCUAGUUUAAGAUGAUGCGAACACAAUAGGUGCAAUCAGGAUGAGUAAUGGUUGGACAUUGCACCUUCCUAAAUGUACGAUAGAAGCAGUUAGGACAAUUAGAGUUCAGACAACCUGACUGUCAUUAAUGGCCACUAUAUUUGCACCCAAAUCAUAUUUAUUUGAACCACCAACACUGAUAUUCUUGUCUUUUUGUUAUGAUGAGUUUUACAUAACAAUAGGUUGUACAUGCCAGCCUAUGUUGCCAAUAUGUUCAAAGAUAUUAAUAUUACGGACGUGAAUUUUUGGCUCUCA